ACUGCACGGUGAAUCCAGCCGCAGCCGUCCCCUCGCACGCAUCGCAAACGCCAGCGCGGUUCUUGCCUGUCAGCCUCCAUUGCUUUUUGUUCCCGCGCCCGGGAACUUAUCUUUCGUGACUUCGACCCCCGCACGGCCUAAAACUGUACGCCAACAUGAUGGCCCAGUCGUACCAGGUUACGCCUGGUGUCCUCAAAACAGUCAUACAGCCGGGCAUAGGGCCUCGACCAAACGUCGGCGACAGCAUCACCGUCCACUGCACCGGCCUGCUAACGAAUCCGCCCAGGAAAUUCUGGAGCACACGUGACCCUGGGCAGCAACCCUUCUCAUUCCGUGUGGGCGUUGGCGAGGUGAUCCGCGGCUGGGACGAAGGCUGCCUGUCGAUGCAGAAGCACGAGCUGUCGCGCCUCACCAUCUGCGGCCUCAAGGCAUACGGCGCACAGGGAUUUCCAGCAUGGGGGAUCCCACCAAAUGCAGACCUGCAGUUUGAGAUCCAGAUUUUGGCCAUCAACGGGAUGUGAGCAAGCCAGCUGAGAUCAUGGGACAGUUGUUGUUUCCACCUGUCUGUACGUUUCACCAUGGGAUUCUGUAAGCGCCGGCCCCUGUUUGUGGUAUGCAUUAAACUUGCUGAGAAACUGUGUACAA
Molecule: messenger RNA, 645 nt
Organism: Dermacentor andersoni
Lineage: Eukaryota; Metazoa; Arthropoda; Arachnida; Ixodida; Ixodidae
Cellular component (GO): cytoplasm
Molecular function (GO): peptidyl-prolyl cis-trans isomerase activity
Source: RefSeq, a predicted model, not a curated record